Molecule: messenger RNA, 627 nt
Organism: Caenorhabditis bovis
Lineage: Eukaryota; Metazoa; Nematoda; Chromadorea; Rhabditida; Rhabditidae
Source: the annotation of a GenBank genome assembly
AUGGCGUUGAAACUCACCUAUUUCGACAUCCGCGGACUUGCUGAGCCAAUUCGCCUUCUCCUCACCGACAAACAAAUCCCGUUUGAAGAUCAUCGCGUUUCUCGUGAAGAAUGGGCCGAGCUCAAACCAAAAAUGAUCUUUGGACAAAUUCCAUGCCUCUUCUCGGGAGAUGAAGAAAUUGUUCAAUCAGGAACUAUUCUUCGCCAUUUGGGCCGCGUUCAUGGAUUAAACGGCACAAAUGAGAGCGAAACGACUUUCAUCGAUAUGUUUCAUGAGGGACUCCGCGAUUUGCAUACCCAAUACACUCGUAUGAUCUAUACAAAUUAUGAAGCUGGAAAAGACGAGUUCAUCAAGGAGACCCUUCCAACUUUCUUGAAAAGAAUUGAGAAGCUUUUUCACACCUUCAAGUCUGGAGAGCAAUUCGUCGCUGGAAACAAAGAAAGCUAUGCGGACUAUGUUUUGUUUGAAGAGCUUGACAUCAUGCUCAUUUUGAAUCCAUCUGCUUUAGACGAGACUCCAGCUCUCAAGAAGUUCCACGAGAGAUUUGCGGCACGCCCGAAUCUCAAGAACUACUUGAACAAGCGCGCUGCACUCAACACUCCGGUCAACGGCAACGGAAAACAAUAA